GGUUGUAAACAUGUUUCCCGCAAAUUCGGCAAAAUGAAUAGCGGAAUAGCGGCAACGGAAACUGAAAGAGUCGACAGAAACGGCCUUGCCGCUCAAUCCCAAUCCCAUUCGUGAACGUGCCGCGGAAAACGAAGCAAUGGAGAGAUAGUGUCAAAUUUGUCUCAAAAUAUUAUUCAAAAACGAGCGAGAAGCAGCUGUGCCGUGAGAAAUAAAGUGAAAAGACGAAACACCGACGGCAAAACACUGCGGAAAAAAGCAAGAUUACUAGUGCGUAACAAAGUGACUAACGCUGAAGCAGAGCUUAAACAAAUAACUAAACAAGAGAUAGCGAUUUUUUUUUGCCAAUUCAGAGCAAACAAAAAUACAAAAUAUUUCUGGACAGGAAUCCCCCACCCCCCUCGGAUGCGAUGCUACCGAGUGUUGAAUGCAGCAAUUAUCCUCGAAAAUGGAAAACUCCAAACUGCAAAUCGGCAACUGUGAAAGUGAAAAAGGUUAAAGUGGAGCCUUGACUUUAGAUCAAACCUUAGAAAACCUUUAUCUUAUCGAUAAAUAAUCGAUUUGGAAAUGUAGAUCCAUUUUAAUGAAGGGAAACUCAAAGGAAAACAUGUGGAAAAUUCUACUAAGAAGUGAACUUUAAAUCUAAAAAUAUGUGAAUAUAUUCAAAAAUAUCCAUAAUAGAAUAUUAACAUUAAAAUAUUCUAUAAAAAUAUAAACAAAAGCGAAAUAUUAAAUACAACAAUUAAAAAAAGUCUAAGAAAAUUAUAUGCUGACUAAACAUUGAAUAAAUAAGUGGAAAAAAGAAAAAAGUGUGGAAAAAGAAAGUGGAAAAAAAUACAAAAAUACAGCAAAUAUCUGUUAAAUAAGAUCCCGUUCGAAAAGGGAUCCAAAUGUCAAGUGUUGCCCGUUGAAACUAUGGAUAAAAGGCUCAGCGAUAGUCCCGGAGAUUGUCGCGUAACCAGAUCAAGCAUGACGCCCACCCUCCGCUUGGAGCACAGUCCCCGGCGGCAACAACAGCAACAGCAGCAGCAGCAGCAGCAGCAGCAACCCCAAGAACAACAGCAACCAGAGUGCAGUGGAACAUCUGCAACAGCGAAAUCCAAAUCCAAGUCCAAGUCCCCCACACCUCCCACCACCAAAUCCCAGGCAGGGGGUGCCCCAGGUGCCCCGCAGCAACAGCAACAGCAGCAGCAACAGCAGCAGCAACAGCAGCAGCAGCAGCAGCAGCAUCAUCAAUUCCGUGCCCCGCAGCAGCAGCAGGGACCCAAAAACAAGAACAAGGCCUGGAGCAAGAGGGGCCACAAGACCAGUGGCGGCGGCGGUGGCGGCAAGUACAGUGGCAGCGCCUGUGUCGGCAUCGCACAGUCGCAUCCCAAUGGCAGCAGUGGGGCGGCAGGUGCCGGCUUGGGCCUGGCCGGGGGACAACCUCCGGCUGGAGGCGGAGUGCCGCCCACAGUGGCGGCGGCCCACAAGGCCGAUCUGGAGAAUAUACAGAAUAUCAAGAAUCAAAUAUCCGGCAAUGCUGCGAGCCACCAUGGCAGCGGCAGCGGCGGCGGCAGCGGUGGCGGUGGCGGCGGGUCGGCCUCCCAUCACGGGGGAUCGCAUCACGGCGGCGGCGGAACAGGCGGCAGUGGGGGCGGGGGCGGGGGCGGGGGACACCACCACCACCAUCACAACACGCGGCUGGCGCAGAUUGCCGCCGGCACGGGCGGAGUGGGGGGUGGUGCGGGCGGCAAUGGCAUCUCCAUCGGAGCGAUGGACAAGCACGGACUGAAGGCCCAGCAGCAGCUCUACAAGAAAAUGCUGGCGCACAGGGGCCAUCAUCAUCAUGUGCUGUGCGCCGGAAACAAUGCCAAUCACACGUGCUGCCUGGUGACCGGCUGCAACGGAACCAGCGGCGGCGGCGGAGGAGGAGGAGGAGGAGGCGGCGGCGUGGCUGGAGGUAAUAGUGGCAUCAAUGCCGUGGGAGGCGUGAACGCCGGAUGCAAGGAUACGCAGAGCAACAAGGACACAAGCUCGCUCAGCGGAAACAGCAACAUCUCGGGCAGCGCAGCGGCGGCGGCUGCAGCGGCCAAUGCCGUGCACUACUGCUGCGGGAGGUCCAAGUUCUUCCUGCCGGAGAAGCGGCUGCGGAAGGAGGUGAUUGUGCCGCCCACCAAGUUCCUGCUGGGCGGCAACAUCUCGGAUCCCCUCAACCUCAACUCGCUGCAGCACGAGAACACCUCGAACGCGUCGAGCAGCAACAACACGCCGGCGACGACGCCGCGCCAGUCGCCGAUUACGACGCCGCCCAAGGUGGAGGUCAUCAUACCGCCCAAUAUCCACGACCCGCUGCACCUGCUCGACCCCGUCGACUCGAUGGAGUACGAGAAGCAGCUGACGUCGCCGAUGAAGCGGGGCGGCAUGCUGACGCGCGGCAGCCACCUGAAGCUGCAGCAGCAGCCGCAGGCGCACCACCGCCAGCACAGGCCGCGGAAGAACCGCAAGCGGCGCCGCUUCGACUCGAACAACACCUCGCAUGCGGGCGACGACGGGGGCGAGGGCAGCGAAACGCUCUCCGUCUCCCUGGACGAGGCGGGGACCUCAUCCUCGGCGGCAUCGCCGGUGGCCCCACUCGCUGCCGCCGGCUCUGCCGCUGCUGCCUCCCUCAGUCUGCUGCUGAGCGAAGCCGCCGCACCGGCAUCGGCAUCGGCAUUGGAUACGGGCGGAACGGCGGAAAUGGGCCAGCAGCAGGCGCAUGUCCGCUCUCCCCAGGCGGCCACGAUGGCCACGGCAGAGAUGCCGGCUCCCACGCCCACAGAGGCGGCUGUCCAGUCGGGCGGCAUCGCACCGGCACAGGCACAGGCACUGCCACUGGCACCGGAACAAAUGGAAUGCAACAUGAGUCUGCUCUCGUCGCCGACAGCGCCGCCAGCUGCAUCAUCGUCACCGCAACAGCAGCAGCAGCAGCAGCAACAUGUGUCCAUUGCAGCGUCAGAGGGGGAUGUGUCUGGCUCCACAGAGCUUCUGUUGAGUGCCUCGAAGUCGGCAUCGACCUCGGCCUCGGCCGCAGCCCUGGCCGUGGCCUCGACCCUUGCGGAGAGGCGGGCACAGGCCAGCCGGGACUUGCGCCUGGAUUUGAGCAGCACGUGCUACGGCGUCGGCGGCACGGGCCUCAGCUUCGGCAGCAGCAGUGCGGCCAGCAUCGGCAGUGGCAGCGGCAGCGGCAACGGCGGUGGCGGUGGCAGGAAGAGGAAAAUCAGCGAAAGCAACAAUUCCCAAAAGAGCAAGAAAUUCCAUCGUAACGAUGGCAUGGACAAGAUCGUGAGUCCCGUGGUGCCACAGCCAGGGGCAUGGAAGCGUCCGCCACGUUUGCUGCAGCCCAGCGGUGCCCGGAAGCCGAAUACGCGACGAUCCACGUCUUUCAGCGAAACGGACCUGCUCAGCCCCGUCGAGGAUCAGCCGCCCAGGCAGUUGCCCCUCAUCGAGGUGAACAUCCCACGCGACGAUACGCCAGAUCUGUCGGAGCAGGGCCUGGGCAGCCCCAUGAGCACCACAUCGGCGGCCACCUCGCAUACGGCCGGGGAACAGGACUCCCUGCCGCCGGACACCGCGGCCGCCGUCGAGGCAACUGCAGAGUCAACAGAGGCUGGGACGGUGGUAAAGCCGAUGCCCGAGGAGCCGACCCUGAUGCUGGAGCCGGCCCUGAUACCGCCCCUCAACAAGCUGCCCAAGUUCCGGGCGGAUGGGGUGAAGUACCGCUACGGGAACUUUGACCGCUACGUGGACUUUCGGCAGCUGAACGAGUUCCGGGACGUGCGGCUGCAGGUGUUCCAGCGGCAUGUGGAGCUCUUCCAGAACAAGGACAUCCUGGACAUUGGCUGCAACGUGGGCCACAUGACCAUCACGGUGGCCCGCCACCUGGCCCCGAAGACCAUACUGGGCAUCGACAUCGACCGGGAGCUGGUGGGCCGGGCCCGGCGGAAUCUGUCCAUCUUCGUGCGCAUACCCAAGGAGGAGAAGGUGAAGAUGGAGGUGAAGCAGGAGCCCGCGUCGCAGCUGGUGAAGAGCGAGCCCAUGGACGACGAGGAGGAGGCUGCCGCCGGGAGUCUGCACAAGAAAACGCGACGUGGCAAGAAGCGACGCAAGGCGCUACAGGAUCAACAGCAGCUGCUGCAUCCUCACCACCACCAUCAUCAUCAUCCCCAUCCCCAUCCCCAUCCCCAUCACCAUCAUCCCCACCAUCAUCAUCAUCACCACCACCAUCAUCACCAUCAGAACCAGGAGCAACUGCAGCAGCAGCUCAAAUUGGAUGCACUCCUUGUGAAGCCGCACGAGUUCUUUCCCAUCUCCUUUCCGCUGACGUACGGCGGCAUGCCGCAACUGGCUCCGCCGCCGGCAGGGAAGUCCCCGAACCUCUCCCCGAACAAGAACCAGUUCCCGGCGAACGUCUUCUUCCGGCAAACGAACUACGUGCUCAAGGACGAGUCGAUGAUGGCCAACGAUACGCAGCAGUACGAUCUCAUUCUGUGCCUCUCCGUGACCAAGUGGAUCCAUCUCAAUUUCGGGGAUGCCGGCCUCAAGCUGGCCUUCAAGCGGAUGUUCAACCAGCUGCGGCCCGGCGGCAAGCUCAUACUGGAGGCCCAGAACUGGGCCAGCUACAAGAAGAAGAAGAACCUCACGGCGGAGAUCUACAACAACUACAAGCAAAUCGAACUCUUUCCGAACAAAUUCCACGAGUACUUGCUCAGCUCCGAGGUGGGCUUCAGUCACAGCUACACGCUGGGCGUGCCCCGGCACAUGAACAAGGGAUUCUGUCGGCCCAUUCAGCUGUACGCCAAGGGCGACUACACACCGAACCAUGUCCGAUGGAGCGAUGCCUACUAUCCGCAGACGCCGUACGAGGCCUAUCGCGGGAUCUACGCCACCUUGCCGGCCCAUCGGAUGAGUGCCGGUGGCAGCCACAGCGGGCACGCGCCGCUGCUGCACAUGAGCAGCUCGAGUCGGUCGCAGAACUACGAUACGCCGCACUAUGCGGGCAGCGCCUCGGGGUCGGCCAGCCUGCGGCAGACGCCGCGCUACCAGCCCACCUACAAUCCCCUGGAGACGGACUCCUACCAGCCCAGCUACGACAUGGAGUCGUACGGAGGCAAUCACAUGUACGUGUUCGCCUCGCCGCUCUACCAGACGGUCUGGUCGCCGCCAGCCUCGCUGCGGAAGAGCUCCUCGCACACGCCCGUCUUUGGCAGCGUGCGGGAGGCGGAGCUGGACGGCGACAGCAGCAUCGGGGGCGGCGGCAGCGGCGGCGGCAGCUACCAUCGGCACGUCUAUCCGCCGAACGAUGACACCUGCUCCCCGAAUGCCAACUCUGGGAACGCGUUCAACUCGAUCCGCGAUGCGGACACGGACGACUCGAAUCAGCUGCCCAGCGGCAGUCGGCCCCAUGUGUAUGCCACCAAUUGUGGCGAGAGCUCCUCCUCGCCGCAGGUGAACCACCACGAGGCCACCGCAGAGUUUGUCGAGGACGGCCUGAUGGACGAUGAUCAGAAGACGCAGGUCGCCGGCGGCACGCCCACCGCCUACCACAGUGAUCUGUCGGAUGCCUGAGCGGGUGAGGGCGGCGGCAGGGGCGGAGCGAAGACGGCUCGCAAGAAAGGAAGAAAAGAAAAAUGUGUCAAAAACAAACAAAAAAGAGAAAAACGGAUAAACAAGCAAAAGAAAAAUUCAAAAAUUGUUUGAAACAAAAGAAACAAAAACAAAAACAAAAACAAAAAUAUGGUAACCGUAAACGAGACGCUUAUGAUUUUUUUUUUUUGUAUGUAUCAAGUAUAUAUGGUAGUAGUAAAUACAUAUAUAUAUUUUUAUAUAUUGUAAUUUAAAAAGUAACAGAAUCACACAGAUAUAUACUAUAUAUACUGAUAUACUGAUAUACAGCUAUACAGAUAUACUGAUAUACAGAUGCAUGUGUUUAUAGGUGUAUUUUUUGUUUGUUUUUAGAUUAGCUAACGAUUUUUGCUAGAAUGCUUUAUAUGGUCAAAUUCAGAUUUGAUCCUGUUGGCGGUUGGGUGGUUCUUUCAUGUAAAAUCCUAGUUUACACACACACACACACGACACACACACACACAACAAGCUUUAGCUUUAAAAAAUGUCUAGAGAAAACUCCCUGUAAAAUGCAACUAUUUUUGAUCAAAAUGUUUUUGGCAAAAGAGGAUAAUAGAUAAUAUUAAUGCGAAAAAAGCGAAUGUGAAAACAAUAGAGAGUACAGUACACACAACAAACGAUAUAUGUAAUAAAUUCUGUGGCAAAAGCAAACAAAAUACAA
Molecule: messenger RNA, 6298 nt
Organism: Drosophila miranda
Lineage: Eukaryota; Metazoa; Arthropoda; Insecta; Diptera; Drosophilidae
Gene: bin3
Product: probable RNA methyltransferase bin3
Exons: 7
Coding region: 913-5583 (1556 amino acids)
Biological process (GO): snRNA modification
Molecular function (GO): O-methyltransferase activity; RNA methyltransferase activity; snRNA binding
Source: RefSeq, a predicted model, not a curated record